AUGGACCUCCGGCAAGCAUGUGAUCGAUGCCACGACAAGAAGCUCAGAUGUCCAAGACCGCCAGGCUCUCUGUGCUGCAGUCGCUGCACCAAGGCCAACGUCACCUGCGUCUUCAGUCCGCCAACAAGGCCAUUCCGGUAUCCCUUGAACCACAGUCACAAUGGCUUUGACUGGCCCGAUCUCAUCGUCUUGGACCAGCAGCAGGGGCACCAGACGCCAAGCCAGGCGUUCGAGACUCCAUCGCAAUCCAUUUCGGAGCGCCUCGCAGCACUUCUGUCCGCCCUGGAUCGCAUGAUGCAAGCGAUACCGUCAUCCCUUGACAUGCACCACGUUCCAAGGCAGCAUCUGAGAGAAUACGCCGACAACGUGGGAGGCAACUUUGAUUUGCAAUCGACUCUAGAUGGCAUCCUUCACCUCGCCCAGGACCUCGCCUCUCUCUAUCCCGAGGCCGCGUCCGCCGCAAUCAACAAACGCAUCACAGCCCCUGAAUCUGAUGCCAUCUGCACUGUUCCAGAUUGCAUACACCAGGAUCGCACGUCUUUGCAUACAACGCCUUUGCCUAAGAUAGAUCACGCGCCGUUGAAUCUCGUCAUGGCAUGCCACAUUCGUCUUCUCGAUAUUAUGGAUACCCUUUCAGAGCAUGGCCGAAUGUGCGCCUUUAUGGUGGCAACGCUUCCGCCAGACUACGACCCCAAGUUUGCGGUUCCAGAAAUUCGCGUUGGGUCUUUCAUCGCCCCUACCAACACCGCUGCGUCAAUGUUACUCUCUGUGCUCUUAGAACUUCAAAGAGUGCUGGUGACGAGGAUCAAAGAUGUGGCCGCCAUCAUCAACCAGGUAAAAGAUGACCCAAGAGCAGCCAGAGAAGCGAGGGCGAUUAGUCUUCAAUGCGAGAUUCUUCAAGAACGCGCGGAAUCUACGCUAGGAGAGUUGUCUAGAUUCAGGGACGGGCUGGUGAGCGCAAGGCUGGUGAGCUGA
Trichoderma virens Gv29-8 is the source of this 975-nucleotide messenger RNA. RefSeq lists its product as uncharacterized. The record is from RefSeq and is a predicted model, not a curated record. The transcript has a single exon. The coding region runs from base 1 to 975 and encodes 324 amino acids. Gene Ontology annotation, molecular function: zinc ion binding; DNA-binding transcription factor activity, RNA polymerase II-specific. Lineage: Eukaryota; Fungi; Ascomycota; Sordariomycetes; Hypocreales; Hypocreaceae. Gene Ontology annotation, biological process: regulation of DNA-templated transcription.